UUCAACCCGUCAACCUGCCUUUUGUCUGCUUACUCUUUGUUUCAAAGGAUUCCUUUCUUUGAGAGAGAAGAAGAAGAAGAAUAAUGUUAGUAGGAGACUGUGAAAAGAUGGUACAAAUCUCUUCCACUACUAAUGAAAUAUGGCCACAUCAGAAUAAUGAGAGUAUGGUUAUGGAGAAACCAAGCCAAGAUCAACAGCAACCCCUAAAAUGUCCUCGUUGUAAUUCAUCAAAUACAAAGUUUUGUUACUACAAUAAUUAUAGUUUGUCUCAGCCAAGACACUUUUGCAAAGGUUGUAAAAGGUAUUGGACUAGAGGUGGAACUAUAAGAAAUGUUCCAGUUGGAGGUGGCUGUAGAAAAAACAAGAAAAUCAAGAAACCAAAUAUUACUACUACAAAUCCUAGCCAUAAUUUUCAUCAACCUCAAAUAAUUGAUGAUUUAUCUCCUAUUACCUCAAAUCAUCAUAGUAAUCCUUUGUUUUAUGGAUUACCAACUAACCCUUCUGAUCUUAAUAUUCAAUUUCCAAGAUUGUUCAAUUCUAGGGUUUCCAACACUGAAAAUCUUGAACUAGGGUUUUCUUAUGGUCAGAUCCAAGAUGUUAUGACUACUACUAACUCUAAUUCACAUCUUUCAAAUUACCCCAUCUUAAAUUCAAAUUUGGCCUCCCUUAUAGCUUCUAAUCUUCAACAACAAAACUUCAUUUCAAACCAUAACAAGUUCCAGGAUUUGUCUCCUUAUAUUAAUGGUGAAGGUGGAAAUGGGAUAAUGUUGAAAAUGGAAAGUGGGAACCAAAACAGGUUGGAUUGGAAUAAUAUUUCUAACAAUCAGAUCAAUUCUGCUCAUCCUUCUCUUUCUUGGGCUGGUGAUUAUGUUGAUCCUUCAAAUAUAGGGUCUAAUUCAGUCUCUU
Molecule: messenger RNA, 906 nt
Organism: Nicotiana attenuata
Lineage: Eukaryota; Viridiplantae; Streptophyta; Magnoliopsida; Solanales; Solanaceae
Product: dof zinc finger protein DOF1.4-like
Biological process (GO): regulation of DNA-templated transcription
Molecular function (GO): DNA-binding transcription factor activity; DNA binding
Source: RefSeq, a predicted model, not a curated record